Molecule: messenger RNA, 661 nt
Organism: Geodia barretti
Lineage: Eukaryota; Metazoa; Porifera; Demospongiae; Tetractinellida; Geodiidae
Source: the annotation of a GenBank genome assembly
AAUAAACCUGGGUGCCUUUUACGUUCAUAUUUACCAAGUCUGUGGCAUGUUUCUGGUUAUUGACUUGCAGCAAACAUAAGCAGUCGUGUAAGUAUAGGGGGGAACAUGUAAUUAUGUAUCUGUGUAGAGCAUGUGCAACAUGUAUACUUCUAUGCACCAGGAGGAGCUGGUGGAAGUGAGGGAGGUGGUAGAGGAGCAGCAAGGAGUCUUGAGGGAGAGAGAGGAGGAGAGGGAGAGACUGAGUCUCCAGGUCCAGGCAGCUGUGUCAGGGGAGAGGGAUAGGGAGGACCAGAGGGACAGACAGCACCGCGAGGACACUGCCUCUCUCGCCAUUCUCCAGAAACAACUGAGUGCUCUCACCAAUGAGAAGGAGGCUCUGGAGUCAUGUCUGGUGAUGCUCCAGUCAUCAGUGUCGGGGUGUGUCCAGUUGGCCAGCCUCGUGGAGCAGACUCUCUCCCCUCCCUCCUCCACAACCACCACCUCCCAGCUCUGGCACACUCCUUCUGCUAAAGUGUAUGUUGUCUACUACUAUUCCUACAUACUUACUAUGUUAUUGUAUGUAUGUAUGUAUGUAUGUAUGUGCAUGCUUCAUAAUACUUUCACAAAUCACUUAAAACCAAAUUUUUACGCAAAAAAGUGUAACGAAUGUGUAGGUGUAUAC